AGCCCGCUGUCCUAAUUGAGGCUGAUGAGAGCUGGGAAGGUGAGAGGAGGCGCAGACAAUGGAAAAGAAGAGCAAAAGGGAGAGGGACAAGAGUAGAGCGUGCAGUCUUGGUCCAGGAGACACAGAGCAGAGAGAAGGAGAGAAUUUAGAGGGAGGAGAUGGACCAGGUGGAAGAGGCCAGAGAGCUGGAAGAAGAGAGUGCAGAUGUUUCAGGUGGAAAAGGAGAGAGUGUGGGCCCUGCACCAGGUGACAGAGGCCAGAGAGGUGGAAGAGGCCAGAUGGGUGGAAGAGGCCAGAGAGGUGGAAGAGGUCAGAGCGGUGGAAGAGGCCAGAGAGGUGGAAGAGGCCAGAGAGGUGGAAGAGGCCAGAGAGGUGGAAGAGGUCAGAGCGGUGGAAGAGGCCAGAGAGGUGGAAGAGAGAGAAUGCAGAUGUUUCAGGUGGAAAACGAGAGAGUGUGGGCCCUGCACCAGGUGACAGAGGCCAGAGAGGUGGAAGAGGCCAGAGGGGUGGAAGAGGCCAGAGAGGUGGAAGAGGUCAGAGCGGUGGAAGAGGUCAGAGCGGUGGAAGAGGCCAGAGAGGUGGAAGAGGUCAGAGCGGUGGAAGAGGCCAGAGAGGUGGAAGAGAGAGAGUGCAGAUGUUUCAGGUGGAAAAGGAGAGAGUGUGGGCCCUGCACCAGGUGACAGAGGCCAGAGAGGUGGAAGAGGCCAGAGGGGUGGAAGAGGCCAGAGAGGUGGAAGAGGUCAGAGCGGUGGAAGAGGCCAGAGAGGUGGAAGAGGUCAGAGCGGUGGAAGAGGCCAGAGAGGUGGAAGAGAGAGAGUGCAGAUGUUUCAGGUGGAAAAGGAGAGAGUGUGGGCCCUGCACCAGGUGACAGAGGCCAGAGAGGUGGAAGAGGCCAGAGGGGUGGAAGAGGCCAGAGAGGUGGAAGAG
Molecule: messenger RNA, 927 nt
Organism: Carassius auratus (goldfish)
Lineage: Eukaryota; Metazoa; Chordata; Actinopteri; Cypriniformes; Cyprinidae
Product: paraneoplastic antigen Ma6E-like
Exons: 2
Coding region: 159-680 (173 amino acids)
Source: RefSeq, a predicted model, not a curated record